This is a messenger RNA of Fusarium mangiferae, 900 nucleotides long. RefSeq lists its product as uncharacterized. NCBI's taxonomy places the organism in Eukaryota, Fungi, Ascomycota, Sordariomycetes, Hypocreales, Nectriaceae. Bases 1 to 900 code for a protein of 299 amino acids. Gene Ontology annotation, cellular component: nucleus; cytoplasm. The transcript has 2 exons. The record is from RefSeq and is a predicted model, not a curated record. Gene Ontology annotation, molecular function: heat shock protein binding.
AUGUCAGACCACGAAGAUAUUCUGGAGAGCGAACCUCCCACUAUUGACCCGUAUGAGGUUUUGAGCCUCGAAAGGACUGCGACGAGCGAUGACAUCAAGAAAUCUUAUCGAAAGGCUGCGCUUAAGAACCACCCAGAUAAGGUGCCACAAGAUCAGAAAGAUGCUGCGCACGAGAAGUUCCAAGCUAUUGCGUUCGCCUACGCCAUCCUUUCCGACCCCGCCCGUCGCAAACGGUAUGACGAGACUGGCUCGACUUCCGAAUCGAUCGUAGACUCAGAUGGAUUCAACUGGAGCGACUACUACCGAGAGCAAUAUAAAGAAUCUGUGUCGGGCGAUGCGAUCAAGAAGUUUGCGAAGAAGUACAAAGGCUCUGAUGAAGAGAAGGGAGACGUGCUCGAUGCGUACGAAAAGUACGAAGGCGAUAUGGAUACGCUGUACGAGACAGUCAUUCUAAGCGACAUUCUGGAGGACGACGAACGUUUCCGCGAGAUUAUCGAUACGGCUAUCGAGAGUAAGAAAGUGUCCAGCUUCCCAGCCUACACAAAAGAGACGAAGAAGAAGCGAGAGGGACGCAUGAAGCAGGCCCGCGCUGAAGCCACGGAGGCCGAAGACUACGCAAAGGAGCUAGGUGUGCACGACAAGCUCUUCGGCGGCGACAAGAAGGGCAAAAAGAAGAAGGGCAAGGGAAACUCAGAGGAUGACCUGGCAGCACUGAUCCAAAAGAGACAGCAAGAUCGGUCAGAGAGUUUCUUGGAUCAUCUCGCUGAGAAGUAUGGUGCCAAAGAGAGCAAGGGCAAGGGCAAGAAGGGCAAGAAGCGACCUGUUGAAGAUGAGCCGUCAGAAGAGGCCUUUCAGGCAGCCGCUUCUCGUCUGAAGGGCUCGAAGAGGUCGAAACGGUAG